AUGAUGACCAUUCCGUUAUCACUGUUUAUCCCACCGCCCAUAUUACUGGCACACUUGCAAUUUGGCCGCAUAUACCAGAUAUGGCUGCACACAGGUGUGGUGCCCGGGUUAGGGCGACUCGAGUACCUGAUCAACACUCCCCGUCAGCAUCGGACACAUCACACAUCGGCAAUUAGCUCCGGACAGUCCGGCAAUUACGGCGGUUUACUUAUGAUAUGGGACCUCUAUUGGCGAGUGAAUUAUUGUGCGAUUCACGGCAUUGUAGUAGCAAUAGGCCUGUAUGUGGUCGCCGAUCACCCACUCGUCCGGUACUUCCCGGAAAACUCUGUGCCAUUACUUAUUGGUGUGUUGUUUACGUUAAUUUCAAUCGGAAUAAUAUUUGAUCAAAGCUCUAUUGCACCGUUGGUUGAGAUGGUCCGGUGCCUACUCUACUACCCGUUUGAUAAAUAUUAUGUUAGCCGAUGGGUAGAGACGUCAAUGCCGGGCCAUUUAAUACCGGUUACCGAAGGGUACGGUCAGAGUUACCAUACGCUGUUACCAAAAGUUACUGAUAACAGUAGCCGACAGUCAAAUCGACGAUUAUUAUACAUAGUGUUGGCAUUUAGUGCGUGGUUAAUAAUGAUCAUAGUAUACACACUAAGGCUCAGGACUAUUGGUGGCGAUCUCAAGAUAAUGGCUAUACCGUUGUCAUUGAUUAUCCCACCGCCCAUAUUACUGGCACACAUGCAAUUUGGCCGCAUAUAUCAGAUAUGGCUGCACACAGGUUUGGUGCCUGGGUUAGGGCGACUCGAGUACCUGAUUAACACUCCUCUUCAGCAUCGGGCACAUCACCGGUCAAUUAGCUCCGGACAGUCAGGCAAUUACGGCGGUUUACUUAUGAUAUGGGACCGUAUGUUUGGCACUUACAUACAUACCAUUACACGCGAUGUCAAUGGCAUUACCUGCUCCGGAAUCACAUACAAUGUUAUAGCACUUCAGUGUAGUUAUUUUUAUAAGGUGUUAUGUCCUAAGUUGACCAUGGUAAGUGGCGUGCCUAAUAAUAUCAAGACCCUUUUAAGAAAACCUGAGUUUGUGCAAGGAAUAACCAAAAUAAGCUUAUUUAUAGAUAAACAUGAAAUCGAUGACAAAUAUGACCCGUCUAUAGCCUAUUGGCGACUGAAUUAUUGCGCGAUUCACGGCUUUGUAGUAACAAUAGGUGUCUAUGCGGUCGCCGAUCACCCACUCGUCCGUCCUAUCGCACCGUUGGUUGAGAUGGUUCGGUGCUUACUAUACUUCCCGUUUGAUAAAUAUUAUGUUAGCCGAUGGGUGGAGACAUCAAUGUUGGGCUACUUAACACCGUUCAUUGAAGGGUACGGUCAGAGUUACCAUACGCUGUUACCAAAAGUUACUGAUAAGAGUAACCGACAGUCCAAUCGCCAAUUAUUAUACAUAGUGUUGGCGUUUAGCGCCUGGUUAAUAAUGAUGAUAGCAUACACGCUCACGACUCCAAUUAUGGAUUCAUUUCCCGAUUUCGGCGCCGGCUUUGAAGAGACAGCACUGGUGUUGCCUUAUAUCCCAUCCCUUAUAUUAUUUGUCACAUCACUGUAUGAAUGGCACAAUCGGUCGCCAGAAGUGAUCACAUCCAGGGGUUCAUCACAUCCCACGACAUGGACUCUACUCUCUAUCACUAAAAUUAAUUCUAGUCCCGAGAAUCAAUCAUCAUUUUUAUCUCAACUGACAUUUUCAUGGUUUACACCAAUGAUAAUGAAUGGCUAUCGGAAACCAUUGACCACUGAAGACAUGUGGUCGCUGUCCACACAGAAUCGGACCAAUGUUUUCAUCAAACAAUUCAAUAAACACUGGAAACCAAUACAACAAAACAGUGCCAAACAUGCGAUUAAUAUAUUCCCGGUUAUACUGAAGACCUAUUGGCCAACACUAGUAAUCAUUGGGUUUAUUAAAUUAGUGAUAAGUUUACUGACAUUUACUCAACCCCUGCUACUCGACCGACUCAUCACAUUUAUCACAUCUCAGGCCACCACCGAUACGGGCGAACCCGUGUGGAGGGGUUAUAUGUACGCCGGGCUUAUGUUUGUGUCGCCGGUGUUGGGAUCAGUGUUGAGUGUCAAAUACAAGUACAUCGAGAAUGUAAUGAUAAUGAAAAUCAAAGCAUGUGUCACGUCAGCAAUUUACGACAAGUCCCUACGGCUGUCCAGCGCCGGUCGCAAUAGUCACACAAUUGGUGACCUCGUGAGCCUCGUGGGCAUUGAUAUGUAUUAUUUGGCCUCAUUUAUCAUGUACUUUAAUAACCUAUGGCUGUCGCCAACGACCGUGAUAAUCGCCACGUGGUUAUUGUGGGCUCAGUUGGGCGCCGCCACUCUGGCCGGUGUGGCUGUUAUGAUACUAUUGGUACCAAUUAAUUCAGUUGUGAUGACCCGUGAGAACAAAUUGUGGCGUAAAAUAAUUGAAUUAACCGCCAGUAGAGUGUCGGUCGUCGCGGAGAUGAUCAAUAACAUGAAGGUCUUAAAACUGUACGCCUGGGAACCGGCGUUCAUAAAACGGGUAUCUGAGCGCAGGGCCAGCGAGUGCCGUGAGGUGAUCAAUGUAAUGGUGGUCGGGGUUAUUAAGAAUGCCAUUACCACAGCCUCACCAUAUCUGUGUAAAGUUUCUGUUAAGAGAAUGAAUAAGUAUUUAAAAGCUAAUGAAGUGAAUGAGAGUUUCGUUGACCACAAACCCAAUCAAAGGACUCCUAUUAUUGUUAAAAAUGCUUCGUUUAAAUGGGAUAACAAUUGCGACGAUUCUGUGCUCAAGAAUAUCAAUAUAGAGAUAGAGAGUCAGUCAUUGGUGGCAGUUGUGGGUCGUGUGGGCGCCGGCAAGUCGUCCCUAUUAUCG
Molecule: messenger RNA, 2871 nt
Organism: Medioppia subpectinata
Lineage: Eukaryota; Metazoa; Arthropoda; Arachnida; Sarcoptiformes; Oppiidae
Source: the annotation of a GenBank genome assembly